GCCAUGCAGAAUGAACAGGAAAAAUACGGAAAAGCGACAAUUUACCUGCAUCGUUGGUAACAAUCCCGAGCUAGCUAGAGGAAGCAAAUAUAUAAGUUCGAGAGAAUCAGUUACUUCGCUCUGGUGGACUGUUACAAAUUUGCUGAACAGCUUGUGUUCUCCCACCCGUACCGUUGCAGCCUGGCAAAAGGUCUGGGCCGACAAAAAACUGCAGCUGAAACGUAAGUUGCAACACAAUAAAAGUGAAUUGACGGCCACUGGCGGUGGGUCAAAUACGUUGCACUCGUUCAAUGAUUUGGAGAAAACUUUAAAUCGCCUCCUUGCGCUUGAGAGAACGGUUAAUCACAAUGGCUCUGUUUUUGGAAAGCACCCAGUACAACAGUCCCUUGUGACGAAUAACAAUACGAGGAUCCAAGCAACAUUGAGGUUAAGCAGUACAUAACAAUGCAGCUCUUGAAGAACCUGGAACAAGUCAGUUAACAAGGCAUGAACGAGUACGAGCAACCAAGCGUAAUUUCCGGAAAGCUCUGCCCGAAACGGCAAAUGAUGUUGGACAGCCAGAACCAUAAAAGUCAGCAGUUGCAAUAUCAGCUACAGCUGCUCUAGUAUAAAAAGCAGAAGUUUGACUUCGAAAUGGGGCGAGCAACAAUUGGUAGUAAUGAUGACCAAAACGAUCACGCAGUGAUUGACAAAAAUGGUAGUAGCAACGAGUGAAUAUUUUUAGGAUUAUCAACAGAACAUGACUAUCUACUUCUUUGAUUAUUUUAUUGAAGACAUAACGUUUUAAAUAAAUAUUAGCCGUUUAAGAAAGUUAAAAGUAAGGUUGACAAUCAUUUCAUAUCACCGCCAGGCAUCUUUUCUGUGUUAACAGAAAAAAAAACGUUUUUAAUCCACCUAACAGUGUGAUGAGACAUUUCUUAUAACUCUUAUUACUCUCUUCGGAUAUUAUAUCGUUUGAGAACAUUUAGAACUUGAUGCUUCGCGAUGUUUUUUGAUAACACAUACUACAUGGGAUAGUGGCAGGACUCAGAGAAUCGCUCAAAUCAGCAUAGGACAACAUCAGUGCUAGAAAUCUCAAACCAAAUCAAUGGGAAAGCGAAAAAAUGGCCCAUAAAAUAGACAUACCAACGAAUUAUUGUUAAUGCUGUGUUAAUAAAAUAUCUAAAUUGUGGUGGGAAAACUGAAUUUUCCUAAAGGGGUUAUAUAUUGUAAUGAGCCAAAAAAAUCGAUUUUUUUUAAUCGAUUUGAAGUUUAUUCUUUACUCAAAUUUCCAACGCGACUGAG
Topomyia yanbarensis is the source of this 1284-nucleotide messenger RNA. RefSeq lists its product as uncharacterized. The coding region runs from base 11 to 442 and encodes 143 amino acids. NCBI's taxonomy places the organism in Eukaryota, Metazoa, Arthropoda, Insecta, Diptera, Culicidae. The transcript has 4 exons. The record is from RefSeq and is a predicted model, not a curated record.